AUGGCCCAGGCACCAACAGUCAUCAUGACUCAAGCCGGAUUUGUUCAUGCUCUCCAAAACUCCAACUGGCAGACCAGCCUGUGCAUUUGCUUCAGCGACUUCGGAGUCUGCCUCUGUUGGACGUUCUGCUUUACACGCCUUGGGUGUCAAGUGGCAGCUGACAUGAAUGAAUGCUGUUUGUGUGGGACAACUGUGGUGAAGAGGACCCUCUACCGAACCCGAUAUGGCAUUCCUGGAUCUCUUUGUGAUGACUAUAUGGCCACCCUCUUCUGUCCUGUUUGCUCUGUGUGCCAAAUUAAGAGAGACAUUAACCGGAGGAGAGCCGUGAAUACUUUCUAA
This is a messenger RNA of Onychomys torridus (southern grasshopper mouse), 339 nucleotides long. RefSeq names its product placenta-specific gene 8 protein-like. The record is from RefSeq and is a predicted model, not a curated record. The transcript has a single exon. Gene Ontology annotation, biological process: positive regulation of transcription by RNA polymerase II. Lineage: Eukaryota; Metazoa; Chordata; Mammalia; Rodentia; Cricetidae. The coding region runs from base 1 to 339 and encodes 112 amino acids.